Trichoplax adhaerens is the source of this 1656-nucleotide messenger RNA. RefSeq lists its product as uncharacterized. The transcript is spliced from 23 exons. The coding region runs from base 1 to 1656 and encodes 551 amino acids. Lineage: Eukaryota; Metazoa; Placozoa; Uniplacotomia; Trichoplacea; Trichoplacidae. The record is from RefSeq and is a predicted model, not a curated record.
AUGGCCGCUAAUAAUGAUGAUGUUAGCGGUCAAUUAGCUCUUGAAUUCAGCCAAACAAGCUUAAAUUAUAAGAUACAGGAAGCCGUUCAGGAAUAUUUGGUCAAACCUCAAGUUACCUCUUCAAACGUUUUCAAAUCUUUACAACAUUAUCUUACAGAUUUAGGUUGGAAAAAUGCUAUAGGUAAUCAAGUCUACACUCGUCUGAAUAGAUAUACAGAUUCGUCCUUCGGCGUAAGUGAAUCUAGUACUUAUAAAGAAAAACUUACUUAUAUUCGUAAAGCACAGGAAAACUGGGAGAAGAAAAUUGCAAAAUCUUUUAAUACAAUGUGUAAGCAGCAAAGUUUAGAACUUGUUAAAAAGAUUCAGCACGAAUUGGAUCUGUGUUAUAAUUCUAAUGUUGAUCGCUACCAAAAUAUUUUGAUACAGCGCAGUAAAAGCGAUGAAUGGCAAAUUCGGGCCGAUCUUGAUUCCUUAGGAAAAUUUGAUAACAGUUCAGUAUCUAUGUUAGAUCUUAACGAUUCUUGCGGAUAUCAUAUGCAUGAAUUUGGAAACCUUCAAUUUAUUUAUUCAGUAAAAGACUUUUACGAGAUAGUAACAUCUGUUAGAAAUCCUGCUAUCGAGGACAAUCUAUCAUUCUUUAAUAGCCACUGGGGUGUAAUGAACUUACACUUUAAAGUUAAAGAACUUGAAGAUUUUAAAAAGCAAUUUAAAGAUCUUUCAACCAACGUUUAUCAUUCAUCGAUUAAGGAUCGCAAAUAUCAAAAUAAGACCGCUCGACUAGAAGAGGAAAGGCUAAAGUUGGGUAAAAAAGUCGUAGAAAAAAAUCAUGCACCACUCUCGCGAGAAUUUUCGAAACGUGGAUGCCCAAGAUCUUUACGAGGUCAGCUAUGGAAGCAAAUGCUUGGUGUAUCCUUAGAAGAAGUGGAUCUUUAUUACUAUGAACAACUAGUAAAGCACGUCUGCAGUUACGAUAUGUUAGUAGAUAAAUUAAUAAGAAAGGACAUUAGGUUAACAUCAGCUAAUGACAGUCAUUACUUUCCAUUUGAAGACUUAUUUUAUCAGGCAAUGUUAGCUUUUACUCGUGAUACUGCAGUAUUGAAACACUUUAAUAAUUCAAGUGCCACGCCAUCAAAAGCUUAUCAUAAAGGCAAGUCUGAAAGUCCAGAAAACCUAAUCAUUUAUCCACCAAACGUAGCUCCAAUCUGCUAUUUAUUUGAAGAUUGCGAAAGUAUAUACUUUGUCCUACGUGAAUUAUAUACCAGGUUUUUCUUUCGUCUCCAUACACUAUCAUCACAUCCGCAGGGGAUUCUGAAUUUAUGUGUUACCUUUGAAAGUUUGUUGCAAUCUCACUACCCACGUUUAUUCUAUCACUUGCGAGAGAUAAAAGCCCAACCCCUAAAAAUUGCCUUUAAGUGGAUGAUGUUUGCGUUCUCAGGCUAUCUUUCACCAGAAGAUGUUUUACUUUUAUGGGAUAAAAUUAUUGCAUACUAUUCUUUGGAAGUCCUCUCCGUACUAGCAGUAGCAAUUUUUGCUUUCCGAAAAGACAACUUAAUGCAAGCACAAACACUAGAAAAUGUAGAGCGGAUUAUGGCCGAUAUUUCUCAAAUACAAAUUAUUCCACUACUGCAAUCAUACCUUUUCAUGGGUAAUUUAUAG